CUGCUAUGGCCGAGAGUGAGGUUAAUAGGAUCUUUUUAUGAGUCUGAGUCUGGAUCUGGUCGAGCCCAUGGCUUUGGCUAGAUCUCAUUGAAGAAGGAGACUACAGUAACAGCUUUGUCUCGGCUUUUCUAAAAAGAGUGAAGGUUUUCAAGGAAAUGGAAGAAGUAAAUCCUUCUGGCAAUUUAGGGAUUUUGGAUACGUUAAGCGGCGAUUCGAUCCAUGAAAUUCCAGACGGUUACAAUGGAUUUUGUGCCGCCACUGUAGCUCUUCUUAAUGACGCCGGCGGUCUCUCUCUGGUACCGGAGUUUGUGUCUCAUGUGCACUCUCUUUGCAAGCAUGGCCUUGACUCUCUUGUUCGUGAUCAUUUCCUCAAGUCAUUAGAGGAAACAUUUGGGAAAAGUGGAACUUCAAAAUUUUGGCAGCAUUUCGAUGCUUAUAGCAAUGUAGCAGCUCCGGAGAAGAAUAAAACUCCUGCCUUUGACUAUGAGCUGCAACAAAUUUUGCGUACAGCUCUUGAAGAGAUAUCCUUGGUAAAACAGUAUCAGGAGAAGUGUCUGUUAGUUUUAGUUCAUGCCUUGCAGUCUUACAAGGAAUGCUUAUCUGAGGGAAAACAUAAUUUGGACACUGAAAGGUCAUACAUCUUUUCGAGGUAUCAAUUAAUGGUAUCUUCAGUUCUCAUGGCCAGUCUUCCUCAGCAUUUUCCCGAAAUGCUACACUGGUAUUUUAAGGGAAGGCUGGAGGAGCUGAGUACAAUCAUGGAUGGAGAGGUUAAUGAUGAUGGCGAUUCACAAGAUAAAGAUGACAUGGAUUUAGAUGAGAAAAGUAAACACUCUUGUAGAAAUGGUGAAAUGGAUAUUGAUGAAUGCUAUAUCCAAAGUAAAUUCACAGAAAACAACAAGUUGGUGAAGAACAUUGGGAAGGUUGUCCGAGACCUCAGAAGUCUUGGAUUUACUUCUAUGACUGAAGAUGCAUAUGCUUCUGCCAUCUUCUUGCUUCUGCAGGCUAAAGUGCAUGAUCUGGCCGGCGAUGAUUACAGGGCUUCUGUUUUGGAAUCCAUUAAAGGGUGGAUCCAGGCUGUGCCUCUUCAAUUCUUGCAUGCACUUCUUGCUUAUCUUGGUGAUUCUGUUGGCUGUGAUAGCGCUUCACCUGGCCUCAAAUCACCUUUGGCUUGUCACUCAUCAUCAUCAUCUCAUCCUGGAAUCAACACUCCUUCUGAAGGACUUAUUAGAUGGCAGUUGAGGCUAGAGUAUUUUGCUUAUGAAACAUUGCAAGAUUUGAGAAUAGCCAAAUUAUUUGAGAUUAUUGUGGACUACCCUGAGAGCUCCCCUGCAAUUGAGGACUUAAAACAGUGCCUUGAAUAUACUGGACAACACUCUAAGCUUGUGGAGUCUUUUAUUUCUGCAUUGAGAUAUCGCUUGCUCACUGCGGGUGCCUCAACCAAUGACAUACUGCAUCAAUAUGUUUCGACUAUUAAAGCACUGCGUACAAUUGAUCCUGCUGGUGUCUUUCUUGAAGCAGUUGGUGAACCUAUAAGAGAGUAUUUAAGGGGUAGGAAAGACACCAUAAAAUGCAUUGUGACUAUGCUUACUGAUGGGACUGGGGGGAACCCAAGUGGAUCUGGAAUUACUGGGGAUAGCCUUCUUGAAGAAUUAAAUAGGGAUGAGGAAAGUCAAGAAAAUGCUGGUGCUGAUGAUGAUUUCCACACUGAUGACAAGCAAGCAUGGAUGAAUGCUGUCCGCUGGGAGCCUGAUCCUGUUGAGGCUGAUCCAUCUAAGGGCAGCAGAAACCAAAGGAAGGUUGACAUACUGGGGAUGGUUGUUAGCAUAAUUGGUUCAAAAGACCAACUUGUUAAUGAAUAUCGUGUUAUGCUUGCUGAAAAACUUCUCAACAAAUCCGACUAUGACAUUGACUCGGAGAUACGUACUUUAGAACUUCUCAAGAUACAUUUUGGAGAGAGUAGUAUGCAAAGGUGUGAAAUUAUGCUAAAUGAUCUGAUUGAUUCCAAGAGAACGAACCACAACAUCAAAGCAACAAUAAAAUCAUCUCGAACAAGUCCAGAACAGCAGGAAAUGGGAGUAUCUCUGGAUAUUCUUGAUGCCACAAUUAUAUCUUCAAAUUUUUGGCCUCCAAUCCAGGACGAGGCACUUAAUGUACCUGAACCUGUUGAAAAGCUGCUUACUGAUUAUUCCAAUAGGUUUCAUGAAAUCAAGACUCCUCGGAAGUUACUUUGGAAGAAAAAUCUUGGCACAGUCAAGUUGGAGUUGCAAUUUGAAGAUAGAGCAAUGCAGUUAACAGUGGCUCCUGUACAUGCGGCAAUUAUCAUGCAAUUUCAAGAUGAAACGAGUUGGACAUCUAGUAAGCUUGCAGCUGCUAUUGGGGUACCAGUGGAUGUACUAAAUCGGAGGAUAAAUUUUUGGAUAAGCAAGGGAAUUAUUGCAGAAUCACCUGGGACAGAUGCUAAUAAUCAUGUAUUUACUCUAGUGGAAGGCAUGGUUGAUGCUAGUAAAAAUGGUGGUAACAUUGGGAAUUCUGAGGAACUGCUAGUAGGUGAUGAGGAGGGAGAGAGAUCUGUAGCCUCUGUUGAGGACCAAAUACGCAAGGAAAUGACCGUGUAUGAGAAAUUUAUAAUGGGGAUGCUCACAAAUUUCGGCAGCGUGGCAUUGGAUCGUAUACAUAACACUCUCAAGAUGUUUUGUGUAGCUGAUCCUCCUUAUGACAAGUCACUCCAGCAGCUGCAAAGCUUUCUGUCAGGUUUAGUUUCUGAAGAGAAGUUAGAACUACGAGAUGGAAUGUAUGUCUUGAAGAAGUAAUGAAUCAACAUGAUGAGAAAGCUUCUUUCUACUGCAAAACAACAAUUCUAGUCUCACUGGUACAUGUGGCUUUACAAUGGAGAUACAUCAGUAGGAGUGUUUUGUUUCAAUAAUCAGAAGUUCAGAACUCUUAGCUUGCCAUCUGGCUAUAAUGUUCUCUUCCUGUUUCGCCAAAUGAUACUGUCACACAAGGUGAAGCAAUUUUUGGAAUUGCUUUUCAUGGAUUGCAAAGUUACUGGAAAGAGGAGAGCAAGUGCCCUUCCUAAGAAUAUUGAUUGAUUUCCCAUAUUCACAAUACAAGAUGGAACUUUCUUUGCAGAAAAUUGACGUGGACCAAAUGUUCAAAAAAAAUGUAAAGGUCCAAGAACACAUCUUGGAGUUAAAAGGGAGAUUCCGAUUAGUCUCCUACAAUUUUGAAGUAUAUGUAUAUUGGUUCUUCCCAGUUCGAAGGAAUGCAUAAGAUGAUGAUUAGCUUGUCCAAUUGGUAUGAUAUUAUGUGAAUUUAAACCCUUGCUAUGAAAUUUACACUUGGAAACAAUCACAGCCAUUUAUUUGUGUAUUCUUUCUUCUACUAUAAAUGCAAAUGGGUUUUGGUGCCUGCCUUUGAUAUUUUCCAA
Messenger RNA from Jatropha curcas, 3427 nucleotides. RefSeq names its product anaphase-promoting complex/cyclosome 2 (gene APC2). Gene Ontology annotation, biological process: metaphase/anaphase transition of mitotic cell cycle; protein K11-linked ubiquitination; ubiquitin-dependent protein catabolic process. Lineage: Eukaryota; Viridiplantae; Streptophyta; Magnoliopsida; Malpighiales; Euphorbiaceae. The record is from RefSeq and is a predicted model, not a curated record. Gene Ontology annotation, cellular component: anaphase-promoting complex. Gene Ontology annotation, molecular function: ubiquitin protein ligase binding.